CCACCAGCCCCACCCUCUUCCCAUGAUGCAUGUUCCAUUGUUCCUCUCCCCCCUCUCUGUGUGUCAUCAUGGACCAGAGCCCUCUGGUGCUACAAAAGAUGGCAUCAUUUUUUGCCUCCCUCUCUUGCUUGUCUGGCUCCUUUCCUUUCUUCUCCUCCCCCAUGCGAGCUGAGAAGUUGGAAGCAAGAGCGCUAGUUAUGUAGAGCAGACAUCACAGCUAAAAAAUAUCUCAACAAAAUUCUCUUUCUCCCCUGAGAUUCCCCCACAAAUCCAGCAAAAGCAACAAGAAUUAUCAAGUUGUUUUUCUUGCUACUUGACUUAUUUUGUGUGCUGCAAACACUCUUUUUUGCAGUUUUUCCUACUACUGGCAAAUCAAAACCAAGAAAUCCAGCUCUUAACAAAUCCAUCGUUGUCGCCCAUUUGGUCCAAUCUGCCAAGUACAAGUUAGAGAGCCAAGAACCACCCUAGCAAGAUCUUGUUCUACUCCAUUUGCACCGCUUCUGUCCCAAUCUUUCCCCCAAGAAGCGGAAGAAGUCUCCAGCCAUGGCGGCGGCGCUGGAGUGCUGGUCGGGCCGACCGAGCACCGAUGAGGAGAUGGUGGAGCAGGUUCUCAUGAAGCCCCACACUCGUUCAGACGGCUCACUCCCCACCUGCGCCGACUCCGCCGGCGCCGGUGAGCCAACUUCGGGUCCGGCGGCGCCCAAGAAGUGGCAGCGGCUGGGGCGCAACUUCGCCGGCGCCAUUGCAGCGUUUAAGAACACGCUCAACCUGGACAACGGUGGUCUCCCCCGCGACCCAUCCCCACGCGCCGGCGGCGAGAAGCCGCCUCUUCUUCUCCGAGGCCUCGCGCAGCUCUACUCCCGUGGCGGCGCUGCCCAGCAGCUGCCCGAGAAGCUCGUUUCUGACCUCCGCCGCCACUUCGACGCUCUUCCCAACAGCUAUGCACAGGCAGGAUUUGACAUGAAAGAUGUCCUCUUGCAUGCCCGUCUUGUAGAGCAGGCGGCCGGUGAGGAUCAGCCUGCAGUGAGCAUUGAGGAAGUCCAUGGCAGAGAAAGUGGUGGUGAAGGCACUGUUUUUCAGCUCACUUUUGCGUGCAAUGCGCCACUUUCAUGGCAGUCAAUGUCACCCUCACUUGAUAGCCCUUUUUUUAGUUGCAAGAAGAUCCAGAUCUUUGAGAAGAGAGGAUUGACACUUGGUGUUGUCAUGAUAAUUGUGCAAUCUGGGAAUGAGGAGCUCUUCAAGACCCGGGUUGAGGCGGCACUAAAAUCGGCGACAAAGAAGCAGCGGAAGAACAGUGGUGGUGGUGUGAAGCUCCCCUUUGGGCUUUGUGGCUGCCAGGAAGAAGGAUCACGCAACUUCGAUGAGGAGUCUGUGUUUGAUCCAGAAGAUGGUCAGGUACUUGACAAUGAGCCUACACGCAAACCACAGCUUCCCACUCCCCUACCACAAUCAUCAGUGUUCGUCUCAGUGGAUGAGUGGCAAACCGUCCGAUCUGGGGGCGAGGAGCUUGGCCGCUGGAUUGUGAGCUCUGAAGAGAUUGAAUUUGUUGAUUGGGUUGGCCAAAAUUCGUUCAAGGGAAUUCACAGAGGAAGGAAGGUUUGGGUCAACAAAUUGAGGGGUUGUGACAUGGGAAGUGCUUAUGAUGUUGAAAUCCGUCAGGACUUGUUGCAGUUGAUGAGCUGUGGCCAGAAGAACAUCCUCCAGUUCCAUGGUAUUUGCUUCAAUGAGAGCCAUGGACUCUGCAUAGUAACUAGGAUGAUGGAAGGAGGUUCAGUUCAUGAUAUCAUCAUGCAGAGAAACAAGAGACUGUCACUCCGAGACACGGUCAGGAUUGCUCUUGAUGUUGCUGAUGGUUUGGCAUUUAUGAACAGCUAUGGCAUUGCCUACCGUGAUCUUAAUGCGCAAAGGAUCCUACUAGACAGGCAAGGAAAUGCCUGCCUUGGGGAUAUGGGCAUUGUUACCCCUUGUAAUAAUGCCGGUGAGGUUACUGAGUAUGAGACGUCUGGGUAUCGCUGGCUAGCACCAGAGAUCAUCGCCGGAGAUCCUGAAAGCGUGUCGGAGACCUGCAUGAGCAACGUCUACAGUUACGGAAUGGUCCUGUGGGAGAUGGUCACGGGCGAGGAAGCAUACUCCACGUACUCGCCGGUGCAAGCAGCGGUGGGGAUCGCGGCCUGCGGACUGAGGCCGGAGAUACCAAGAGACUGCCCUCAGUUCCUGAGGUCGCUGAUGACCCGGUGCUGGGACAAUUGCCCUCUGAAGCGCCCUCAGUUCUCAGAGAUCAUAUCCACCCUGCAAAGGCAGGUCAUCAGAUAGUUUUUUCUUUUCUUUUCAUCACCAUUGUGCUAUAUAUGUUUGCCAUGUGUUUGGCUGCUGAUUGCCAAAUCAUGCAGGAAACUGCAUGUGAGAAAAAGUAUAAUAUAUGUGCAAAGGCUUGAUAUAUAUACAUAUUGCUAGCUGCAUAUCACACUAUCCUGUUGCUUGA
Molecule: messenger RNA, 2482 nt
Organism: Brachypodium distachyon (stiff brome)
Lineage: Eukaryota; Viridiplantae; Streptophyta; Magnoliopsida; Poales; Poaceae
Product: serine/threonine-protein kinase STY46
Exons: 3
Coding region: 544-2313 (589 amino acids)
Biological process (GO): protein phosphorylation
Molecular function (GO): protein kinase activity; ATP binding
Source: RefSeq, a predicted model, not a curated record